Molecule: messenger RNA, 1695 nt
Organism: Aspergillus wentii DTO 134E9
Lineage: Eukaryota; Fungi; Ascomycota; Eurotiomycetes; Eurotiales; Aspergillaceae
Product: putative MFS peptide transporter
Exons: 5
Coding region: 1-1695 (564 amino acids)
Biological process (GO): transmembrane transport
Cellular component (GO): membrane
Molecular function (GO): dipeptide transmembrane transporter activity
Source: RefSeq, a predicted model, not a curated record
AUGUCUUCCACAGAAAAGAAUAUCGUCGAAGAUGUCAUCACCAGCAAUGAUGAAACCCCAUUCGACACCGAAGGGCAAGGCCAGAAAGUGACAGAUGAAGAAUAUCCAGAGCCCAGCGAAGAAGAAACAGACACCCUCCGCAAAGUCGCCGGCACCCUUCCUCUCGUUUCCUUCUCGUUGUGUCUAGUCGAAUUUGCCGAGAGAGCUUCAUACUUUGGUGCUCAGACUGUGUUUUCGAAUUUCAUCGAGUUUGGUCUUCCCAAGGGCGGCAAUGGCUCUGGUGCUCCUCCCCGCGGAACACAACAAACAGCUGGAGCGCUGGGAAUGGGUCUGCAGGCUAGCUCUGGUCUGGUGCUGCUAUUCGCAUUCUUGGCCUAUAUUAUCCCUCUUUUUGGUGGAUGGUGGGCUGACGUGCAUGUUGGUCGAUACAAAGCCAUCUGCAUUGGCGUGUUGAUCUGUGGCAUUGCCCAUAUCAUCCAAGUCGUCGGGGCCAUUCCAUCUGUUCUCAAACGAGGGACGUCGAAUUCUGCUCCUCCAUUUAUCAUCGGAUUGUUGCUGUUGGCUUUGGGAGCUGGUAUCUUCAAGCCGAAUAUCGCCCCGACUAUUUUGGACCAGCAUCGCUGCAAGAAGCCGUAUACGAAAGUGCUCAAGACCGGGGAAAAGGUCAUUAUUGACCCUGAAUUGACGUCGAGUCGGACAAUGCUGAUUUAUUAUGGGUUUAUCAAUGUCGGUGCGUUUUAUAUGCUGGCCACGACGUAUGCGGAAAAGUAUGUCGGAUACUGGCUUUCGUUCUUGCUGGCUGGUGCAAUUUACUUUCUCCUUCCUGUUCUGUUGGCGUUGGUUUAUAAGAAGACGUACAAAGUGCCGCCUAGUGGGACAUCAGACCUGAGCAAGGCAGUCAAGAUUAUCUCGAUGGCGCUGAAGCGGAAUAAGUUUCGUGUUUGGAAAAAGGGGUUCUUUGAUGCUGCCAGGCCGAGUGUGUUGGCUGCUGAGGGUAUCCAAGUCGAAUGGACUGACAGGAUGGUUGACGAUGUUCGUCGGACUCUAGUGGCCACCGAGCUCUUCUUCUACUUCCCCAUCUACAACAUCAACGAUGGCGGCAUCGGCUCCGUCCUCACCAACCAAGGCGCCUCGAUGACCACCAACGGCGCCCCCAACGACCUCUUGAACAACUUCAACGCCCUCACCAUCAUCGUCGCCACCCCCCUCCUCAGCCACGUCCUGUACCCCCUCCUUCUCCGCUUCAACAUCAAAUUCGGCCGCAUCUCCCGCAUCACCUUUGGCUUCUUCCUCGCCACCAUCUCCAGCAUCGUCGGCGCUAUCGUCCAAUGGCGCGUCUACAAAACCUCCCCAUGCGGGUACUACGCCUCCGACUGCGCGGCCGGCGUCAGCCCCAUCACGAUCUGGUGGCAGCUCCCGAACGUGAUUCUAGGUGCGCUAUCGGAGCUGUUCUGUAACGUGACGGUGUAUGAGAUGGCGUAUGCGCGAUCGCCGCCGACGAUGCGUGGGUUCGUCAUGGCUGUCUUUCUCUUCACCACGGCGUUGUCGAGUGCGCUAGGUGAGAUUUUGAUUCCGGUUACUAAGGAUCCGUAUUUGAUUUGGAUUUGGGGGGCGCCGGCUGUUGCGUUGGCAGUGCAGUCGGUGUUGUUUUGGUGGAGGUUCCGGGCGUUGAAUCAUGAUGAGUUUAUGGUGUAG